This is a messenger RNA of Pieris rapae (cabbage white), 888 nucleotides long. Its product is annotated as protein takeout. The transcript is spliced from 5 exons. Lineage: Eukaryota; Metazoa; Arthropoda; Insecta; Lepidoptera; Pieridae. The record is from RefSeq and is a predicted model, not a curated record. Bases 82 to 846 code for a protein of 254 amino acids.
UAGACUUUGCGGUGUUAAACUUAAAGCCAUUCACACAAAAUACCUCUGCGAAGACAGUUGUGUCUAACGAAAUAAGGGACGAUGACAAAAUUAUUAUUUUUUGUUGGUUUGUGUAUGUGCUGUCAGGGGACGCUGCAACUAGUGCCCUUGCCGGACUUCAUCCAUCCAUGUGCGGAGCUAACAGACGAAUGCUUUACCAAAGCAACCAUAGAUGCAAUACCAGGUGUGGUCAAAGGUAUUCCAGAAGCGGGGAUUCCACCUUUGGAUCCCCUAUACUUGGAUAAGAAUAUUACCAUGGAUCUCCCAGGAAACGUCAAGAUGACAUUUCACAAUGGAAAACUGUCUGGAUUAAGUACUUGUCACCCAGAUAAAGUUUCAUCUCGCCGUGAAAAGAGAACAUUUGUCUUCGAUAUGCACUGUAACUUCACAAUCAGAGGACAAUACAGCAUCGCUGGAAGAAUAUUACUUUUCAACCUUAACACCGAUGGAGAUGCGAAAAUAAAAAUUUGGAAUCAGCGAGUUCGUUUGGAGGUUUACGAAAAGGUUGUCAAGGAGAAUGAUGGAGAGUGGCACUACAAAAUAAACUCGUACAAAUAUAAGGCUGAUUACGGAACGGAUUUAAAGCUAAACCUUACAAAUCUAUUUAGAGGCAGCCCUGAAAUAAGUGCAAACAUUCUCGAAGUUCUAAAUUCGAAUUCCCAACUGGUGGCUCAAGAAUUCGGAGGCCCUAUUCUGGACUACGCCAUAGAUUAUGCAAUGAACGUGACACAACGCUUCUUCAGCACGUACACAUACAACCAAAUCAGCCAUGUACCACUAUCAGAUGAUUUCUUCGAGAAGAGUUAAAUAUUAUUUAGUUUUUAGUGUAAAAAUAAAAAAUAAGGAUAA